CUCGAGUGACUCGCAGAUUCGCGCUCCGGACUGGCUCAAUUUCAUUCUACAUUUACGUCAAUGAUGAGAUAACAAAUACGCGCUCCUUUUAUAAAGUCUGUCUGUCCUCUCUUUCAUCUCGCCAUGGCAGCACUCCCCGCCGUUAUGGCAAAACCCUACAGGCGAAUCUUAACGUCGACUCUCCAUCGGAGAUUUGUUCAUGCUUCAGCUUCGGCUCUUCUUGUGUGUUACAUCAUAUCUAUUUUAAUUGGCACCAAGGCGUCUCUUUUCUGGUCAUGGUUUCCGCUAGGUUCUUGCGGGCUCCGAACACUGCUUCUAUUCAUUUCCAGCCUGUCGAUAUUUAUUCUUCGCGUAGGCCAGCUUCACGUUGGCGCCCGUACGACAGUUUCGUCCUUUCAGACAUGGCGGCAAACAAUGUUUUCUGUAAGCCUGCUUCAAACCUUCGGCUGGUAUCUAUUCUCCGCAUGGUGGUUUAGCGAAGUGUAUAUCUGGUCAGCUUCAACCGAUGCGGAACUAAACUGGGUGAAACCAGGAAGGUCCUUUGAACGGGCACAACUUAACGAGAGACCAAUAUAUCUUCAUUCCUUUUACUUCCUCCUCGCAGUCACCCAGGCGACCUUGCACCUAUAUUAUGAUUGGGACGAGCUUGUCAUUCCAGUGGCUAAACCUUCCGAUAAGUCUGACGACCGGCGAACUCAUCCACUGGAACCACUACUGCCUCGUAUCACGAGGUCGCUCCAAGAAAUAGUUCGCCAUGCUGCCGUCCGAAGUGGAAUAACCACCGUUGUGGGACCGUUCAUUUACGUGAUAUUUUUGAGAAAACGGGCGUGGAGUUUCACGCUCUAUUUUGCAAAAUUAUUCUGGAAUUUCCCAAGAUCGGCAGAAGAACCUCCCGGAAUUAUACCGCCUUUACAUAUAACAUUUUUGCUGCGGUCAGCAGUGUCAGGCAUGUUGCUUGUUGUAUUGUGGCAGAUGUCAAAUUGUUUGUUUUCGAUAUUCUUAGGUCGAGCGCCGCUUAAAAAGGGGCUGCCUUUAACGAACGAUGCGAAAGAUCCGAAUGGAAGUCUUCUCAAUGGCUUAAAAGCCAAAAAGGCACCAGUUCUUACAUUCGCUUUGUGGGAGCUAUGUCUUAUCAGUCAACAGUUUCCUGAUCGUCGGAAAGGAAUUUUUAGUGAUAUUGACCGUGAAGGUGGUUCUGCGUGGAGUCAAGUAUUUGAUGCGGCUUCGGAUGUUAUUAAAGGAAUCACCAGACGGAUAACGCAAUUCCAAAGUCCUCUACCAGCUCCUACAACCAUUUCCGCCCCUGAAAGCAAAGAAAUGAAGCAAGCAACAACAGAUAACGACUCGUUGCAGACGUUACCCCGUCUAGCUGCCGCACCGAAAGAAGAUAACAUUUUCCUUGCUAUGCCAAAAGGAAAUACGAGACCCGAGAGGUUUGAAGCCGCCUUUGGCUCUGUGGCCAAAAAAUACGGCCAAAGCCCUGAUUGGACCCCCCCGGCCAAAGCUAAGGCACGUCAAAUUUUCGACCGAGCUUCAGCGAUGGUGCUAAGCCCAGAACAAAAACAAAGAAUUGCUGCAUCUGCACAAGACUUAAAACUGCUUACGAAUCCAACAGCGGGUGCCACACCAGCUGGGAGCCCAUCGACCAUUCACCCGCUCUUGCAACGCUUUUUACGUAGUCCCUUUGGCAUGCCGUUCCGGAGGCCCUAUCAACGACGCCUGCGUGAAGUCGUUCUGGGAUCACCAUACGACCAGGUUGCGCCAUUAAUUGAUGCAACUGAGUCUCUCACAAUGCUUCUUGUGGCCAGCUUGGCCGAAGAUCAAUUUGGAAAGGUGCAGAACGAUGUUCCUGCAGUGGUGAGACUCUUCACGGAGACAAUUCUCGCCCUUGAGGCAUUCGUUGGCGAAAAGGGCAUGAAUGUCCACUGGACAGAUGUUGAUUUCCCAGUCAAUGCUAAUGAGAAGGCAAAGUGUAACGCACGGAAGGUGGAUGAAGUCGAACUUGUGCUCUCUUCGUUAAAAACUGGACUAUCCAAACUUUUAGCUACUUUCCGACUUUACCUUCGAGAAGUGGGUGUUGUAGGAAAGGACCUUCAACUCGCCAGGCAGGCUGCUGGUCUAUCAGUGAUGGAUUAAUUGGUGUGGCAUUGUCUCGUUUCAAUCUCAAUUUUUAUUAAAAAGCAAGGUUUUGGCAAGGUAGCGGGCGUCGAAUAGAUAGUCUUUUUCAAAGUCUUGGGUGUACUAGUAAGUGACGAUAC
Molecule: messenger RNA, 2258 nt
Organism: Coccidioides posadasii C735 delta SOWgp
Lineage: Eukaryota; Fungi; Ascomycota; Eurotiomycetes; Onygenales; Onygenaceae
Biological process (GO): nuclear pore organization; spindle pole body localization
Cellular component (GO): spindle pole body; nuclear pore transmembrane ring
Molecular function (GO): spindle pole body-nuclear membrane anchor activity
Source: RefSeq, a predicted model, not a curated record